CGCCCAAACGAGUGAAUAACGACAGGCCACGUCGACACCUAUUGAUACUAGGGCUAAGUGCUAGCUAGAGGCUAGGCGGUGACGUCACAGGCUACGCACACCGCCUGGGGGGCAUGGGUACACCCGCAGAAAAGAAAAAAUCAGUCAAUAAAAGGGUUCACUCGCGGAACGCACAUAACACCGCUUGGGGGGCAUGGGUACACCCGCGAGUUAAACACGCGCGCUCCGCUCGCGAAACGCGCAUAGCGACUGCCGGCUGUGACGCGCAUGGAACCUGGGAGCGCACACACCCGCGGAAAAGAAAAAUCAGUCAAUAAAAGGGUUCACUCGCGGAACGCACAUAACACCGCCUGGGGGGCAUGGGUACACCCGCGAGUUAAACGCGCGCGCUCCGCUCGCGAAACGCGCAUAGCGACUGCCGGCUGUGACGCGCAUGGAACCUGGGAGCGCACACAACCGAUGGCAGCGGUUUACGCGCGAAGGGAAGGAAAUGCGAAGAGAGGAGCGCGCACAGCACGUUGUAUACAUGCGCACCGAUAACCCAAGGAAGCGCGUGAAGCGUGAAGAACCGAGCCACCCACGCGGAAGCCAACAGGUGGCAUUCACAGAACACCACCUGGUGGGGGGCAAUUGUUGGGGAUGUGGCUCGGACCAAGUCGCGCGAGCUAGACGGCCGAAUGAACUUCCAGCAAGCAAGGGGAUGACCGCAAAUGGCGGAGGUAUCGAGCGCCGUCGUUUUGAUCCUGCCCAGACCGACGUCAUUUUACCUCCUCGUUUGAUCCCGCCCAGGCCGACGUCGUUUUGCAUCGUCCAAAACCAGCGCCGUUUUAGUCUCACUCAAGCCGGCGUCGUUUUGCCCUGCCUAGGACAGGGAAGGAAGAUCGAGAGGAUGGCGCCGCAGUCUACGAAGGAAGGGUCAUGUCUUGAGUCAGGUCCUAGGAAUAAUUAUGGCCUAAAAGCAUGGCCUAAGUUCUGACACACGUAGUAGUCUUAUCACAUUAAAUACCCACUACUGUAAUGUACUAUAAAAGGGGCAUUUACUACGGUAGGUAGGGGAUUGGUUUUUGGAUUCUCUCACUAAUAAACACUCACUUCUCUCUCUAGCCAAUUUCCUCUGUUCUUCCUUCCUCUCUAUCGAAAGCCCUCAUCAGAAACAAGCCACAAUCACGCAUCGCUUGCUCUACUCCCCCCUCCCUCAUGAGUCUCACUCCUACACUUAGUUAGGCUCAAACAGUAUAUAUAUUAAACAUUAAUUCAUUAAAUUUCUAUAAUAUUGAAUAUUUUUUUUCCAAGGCAAGCCCAAAGGGCAUGAGACCAAAACUCGACACAAUUACAAGACUGACUCAAAACAUAUACGUUAGGCCGUAUGCAACCAGACUACGAUAAUUUGAAAAGGUUGAUCAUUCUAGCGAGAAUAUCGAUGGAUUGAUGAUUGCUUAAAAACUAACUAUCGAUCUUUCUUCUAGAGAAAAUAUAUUAACGAUGUGUCUUAUAUUUUUUUCUUGUCAUACAAAGAGACCAAGGCUAGGAAGAAUAGGGGUCGUUUGCUUGUUGGAUUUGAAAACUGAGGGUUUUGGCCAAUAAAAACCUUGGGAUUUAUGUUGGAUUUAUUGGAUUAUGGAUUUGAAGAGUCUAAUGUUUGCAUGAUGGAUUUGUGAUGGAUUUGUUAAAUAAAUAACUAACCAUCAAGGAUUUUCAAAUCCCAAAUCAAUAUGUGGGAUUUACAAGUCCGUGGGGUCCACGGAUUUGGUUCCAAAAUAAAGACCAAAUCCGUGGACCCCACGAAUUUAGCACCCCUCAACAAACAAUGAACUUAUGUUAAAUCCAUCAAGCUUGGGAUUUGGGAACCAAAUCCAUGACCCAAAUCCAACAAGCAAACGACCCCUAAGAAGAAACAAGUACAGAGGGAGGGAGUUAAGCCAGAGAGGUAGGGGAACGAGCUACGAUGCGUCGUUCGAAAGUGGUACCCACAUAUCAUCUCCUAGAACAUAAGCUAGACUUGGAGGUAGGUUUGCAAGCUCAUACAUACCGUAGGUGUUGGACGGUUAUAGAAAGUGAAAUAAGAAUAGUGAAUCCUUUGUCAAAGAUUAUUGGUGAUUCCGAAAUUAAGGAUGCUAGAACUUGAAGCUUCCAUUUCUAACAAGCUUGGAAAGGAAAGUCCCACAGGAAGGCUUGAUUAUAGCUGCUGAAUUGGAAUUCCUUCCUUUUGCAGAUUGGCAGUAACAUCAUUGUUUUCAAGCUAUAUAUAUUCCUCUUACUGUUCUUUUGUUAGCAAAUUUUGUAAUGGGAAGAGCUAUAGGUCUUCAGUUUACAAAAGGUUUCAACAGUCAGUGGAGAAUCUGGAUUGUUAAAGGUGUAACGGGUCUGGUUGAGAUCCGAGAAUUGGUUAUUCGGUUCUUUCUUUACAGCUUUUGUGUCUUUGUUUCCGUUUAUGUUUGAUAGGAGAAACGAAAUAAAAAUAGUGUCCCCUAGAGAUCAGUGGGUACUGACUCUAGGACGAGGACUGGCCAGUAGAUUGGGAACCUCGUUAAAAUCAUGUGUUCAUUACCUUCUUACUGCCCUUGCUUUUCUCGCUCAGUUUUGAUAUUCCUAGUCUUUGUUCAUUUUGAGGUGGAUUACAAAAAAUCGAGCCGCCUGGACCGUUGACCAAAGGAAAAGUGCCCAGCUAAACUGCUGAGCAAUGUAUAUCCUGCAAUGCGCCAUGUGUGCCGAUGAAGCCGAGCGGGUUGAACAUUGCGAUUCGGAGAAGGAAAUAUGAAGGGUUUUAGAGAACACCUAUGAAGGAACCUCCAAUAUCAGGGAAACCCGAAUUGACCUCCUGCUACACGACUACGAGGCAUUUGUUAUGGACUCAGGUGAGAGUAUCCAUAAUAUGUAUUGCAGGUUUACUAGUUUAGUUAAUCAACUUAAAGGAUCAGG
This is a messenger RNA of Linum trigynum, 2919 nucleotides long. The record is from the annotation of a GenBank genome assembly. NCBI's taxonomy places the organism in Eukaryota, Viridiplantae, Streptophyta, Magnoliopsida, Malpighiales, Linaceae.